AUGGCGAAAGACAAAGAGCGCUCAAUGAACCCAGCCGCGGCGCAACGAAAACAAGACAAACAAAAAAGCCUAAAAAAGGGCAAAGCAGAAGCAUUAGCGCGACGAAACGAAAAGCUCGCACGGCGCAACCCAGACCGAAUCCAACGCCAAAUCAACGAACUCAAAGAAGCCGAAGAAUCAGGCCAGAAAUUACGACCGCGCGAUAAGGAGAUCCUCGAAGCUCUAGAGAAAGAUCUACGAGGCGUCUUGAAAGCGCGCGAAGCCCUCGGCGAAAAGGCGCCCCGAUUUAAUGACUACAGCCGGGGCGGACAGGAUGGUGGACGGGGAGGUCGAGAGGGUGUGCUGGGCAAGCGGAGACGCGGGUCUGAUGAGACGCGCAUGCCCGCUGAUGAUGAGAGCAGCGAUACAGACGAGGAUGUGAGGAGGAUACCUAUGCCGAGGGAUACACCGCCGCCUAUUCCGCGUCCGCAGCGGAAACGGGGUAGGGAGAAUGCGCCGGGCGAGGGUGGUGAGGGGCGUGGUCCUCAUGCGUUACCGUCUAGGCCGACGCCAGUUGCUGCGCCCAAGACGGUCUAUGAGGCUAAGCCUGAGAUCCGUGAUCUGCGACAGGAGGCGACGAGUAAAUUUAUUCCAGCUGCUGUUCGGAUGAAGCAGCAGUCUAUUAAGGGUCAGGGCAAAUUGCUAGAGCCUGAGGAAAUGGACCGGCUUGAGAAGGCUGGGUAUAAUGCUUCUGUUGGGCCUGUAACUCAAGCUCCAGCGCAGGAUCUGCGGAUGUCGUUGGAGGAGGAGGAACAGCGAUUUAAUAGGGAAUUGAAAACGGUGCAGAUGGAGGAAGUUGAGGAUGAGGAAUCUUGGGCUUAG
Penicillium antarcticum is the source of this 861-nucleotide messenger RNA. RefSeq names its product WW domain binding protein 11. The transcript has a single exon. Gene Ontology annotation, biological process: RNA processing. The coding region runs from base 1 to 861 and encodes 286 amino acids. Lineage: Eukaryota; Fungi; Ascomycota; Eurotiomycetes; Eurotiales; Aspergillaceae. The record is from RefSeq and is a predicted model, not a curated record.